Emys orbicularis (European pond turtle) is the source of this 1470-nucleotide messenger RNA. It is a transcript of the gene TC2N, whose product is annotated as tandem C2 domains, nuclear. Bases 1 to 1470 code for a protein of 489 amino acids. The record is from RefSeq and is a predicted model, not a curated record. The transcript is spliced from 11 exons. Gene Ontology annotation, cellular component: nucleus. NCBI's taxonomy places the organism in Eukaryota, Metazoa, Chordata, Testudines, Emydidae.
AUGGCAAAAGAAUGCCUAAAGAACUGCUGCAAAGGGUGUUUCUACGUGGAGAAGGAAAAGAAUGACUUUUCCAUGGAGAAGGAAUCUGAAGCUGCAGCUGAAAACAGGCAAAGCAUUGUGGAGAAACCUCCAUUGUCUUCUGUGUCAGUUAAGCGUCAAGUUGGCUGUUCCGAGGAUUAUCUCCUUGCGAAACUGCCAUCGGAUGGCAGGGAGGUCCCAUUUGUGCUCCCUCAGCUUAAACUAGCUUACAUUCAACCCAAGAACCUUGGCAGUUCGUCGCACGUUGGGGAAAUUCAAGGAUCUGCCAGAGCCUUUGUUGGUGACAGGAAAGCAGAACUUUCCAAUAUAUACCAGCAGGGGCCCCAUGGUGACGUGGUGUAUAAUCCAUUCUAUAGGCAGCAGAAUAUUUCACCGGAUCUGACUAGGCGCUUCCCAGAAAAAUCAGAUGUGAGAUUAUAUGGAUCAGUUUGUGAUUUAAGGAGUAGCACACUUCCUGGAUCACCUGGUUUAAGCCAUUCGCUGUUUGAUCUCACAAAUCCACCCCAUCGUGUCAUCCAGAGAUAUGAUUCAGUCUCCAGUGUACCCAGUAGUACCUCCUCGAAGAAGGAUUCGCAAGGCAGUAACAGGAGCCUGGAUACCAUUACGUUAUCAGGUGAUGAACGAGACUUUGGAAGAAUGAAUGUGAAACUGUGUUAUGUUCCUUCUGCAGAACAGAUCUGGAUCACAAUCUUGCAUUGCAAAGAUCUGAGCUGGCCUUCUAGUUGUGGAGAAAAUCCUUAUAUUUCUGUCAAAGGAAUUCUGAUGUUGCCUAAGCCAGUGCAGUUCAAAUCUUCAGCCAAAGAAGGUUCCAAUGACAUUGAAUUCAUGGAAACCUUUGUGUUUACUAUCAAAUUGCAAAUUCUGCAGACUGUAAGACUAGUGUUUAAAAUCCAAACUCCGACUCCCCGGAAGAAAACAAUCGGAGAGUGUGCCCUGCCACUACGAGAGCUCAAUUCACAGGAAUCCGAUCAUUGGUUGGAUAUAAUGCCUCCUUCCAAAGUUUCAGUGUGCAAAGCAGAACUUCAAAUAGGAACCUGUUUUCAAGCAAUAAACAGCAGGAUUCAGUUACAGAUUCUUGAAGCCCAAAGCCUCCCAAGCUCAUCCACACCGCUCUCUUUAAAUUUCUUUGUGAAGGUUUCAAUGUUUAGUACAGAAGGGUUGAUUUAUAAGAAAAAGACUCGUCUAUUGAAACCCACCAAUGGCCAAGUGAAGUGGGGCGAAACGAUGAUUUUUCCAGUUAGCCCGAAUGAACAAGGAAUUAAUUUUCUCAUCAAACUCUACAGCAGGACCUCAGUGAGAAGAAAACACUUCCUGGGACAGGUCUGGCUAAGCUCUAAUAGCAAUAGUAGUGAAGCAGCAGAUCAGUGGAGAGAUACAAUCGCAAACCCCGAAAAGGUAGUCAUUAAAUGGCAUAACAUAAAUCCAUCCUGA